Stereum hirsutum FP-91666 SS1 is the source of this 1156-nucleotide messenger RNA. RefSeq lists its product as uncharacterized. Lineage: Eukaryota; Fungi; Basidiomycota; Agaricomycetes; Russulales; Stereaceae. Gene Ontology annotation, molecular function: DNA-directed DNA polymerase activity. Gene Ontology annotation, biological process: DNA-templated DNA replication; DNA synthesis involved in DNA repair. Gene Ontology annotation, cellular component: delta DNA polymerase complex. Bases 131 to 826 code for a protein of 231 amino acids. The transcript is spliced from 4 exons. The record is from RefSeq and is a predicted model, not a curated record.
CCACCAUCCCUGUCGUCUGCCCCAGCUCCUCGACGCAAUCUACCCACAAUCCUGUCCAGACAGAACUUAAAGCUUAACUCAAAACAGUUACCGCUGGUAAAGUAGCUUCGUAUACUGUUUCACGGCAAUUAUGGCACCCGGCACGAAACGCACGUCGAGCGGAACCAUGAAGCAGGGCACCCUCUCCUUCGCCGCAAAGCGCACCGGUUCUGGACCGUCUGCUUCUACAGCAAAGUCUGGCAAGAAGACCAUCGGUGGCAAUGCUAGUCCUUCGGUCAAAGUUGCCACGCCGAAACCGACAACCGCUACAAUCGAGGUGGACAGCAGCGAGGGAGAGGAUGACUUGUUGGAAGAGUACAUCAGCAGCGAGGAUGAAUUACCGAUGACUGUGUCAACGGAGCAGAAGAAGAAGCUCAAGGGCACGAAGCCAAAAUCAGAGGUGGUCAACUCGGGAGAUGGUUUGGAGAACGCCACAGCUGCUGAGACAGCCGAGGAUGUGAAGGACGAGGUUCAGGAGCCUGUGAUGAGGGAGAAGCUGAACAUGGAUGACAAAAAGUGGAAUAAACAGUAUGGCCUUGCUAGGGUGAAGAUGGGAAAUUUGAAGCCUGUUCAUUGUGAAGGCGACAAGAAAGUACACCAUAUAUUGCGAGUCUUCGACAUGUCGUACGAAUACGGACCAUUUAUUGGUGUAACUCGUCUCGAACGUUGGGAGCGCGCAAAUGCUCUUGGUCUAAAUCCUCCCCCAGAGAUCAAAGAGAUUCUGAUCACGGAGCAAGGUGUCAACGACAAGAAAAUUAGAGAAUCAGCGCUCUAUGGCAUGGUGUAGAUUCUCCUCCACUGUUCUUCACCAUUCGCGGUUUUCUAUGUUUCCUUCCUUGUCCGUUAUUUGUUGUUGACUGUUAGUCGUCCACCGGCCGUGCACCGGCCGUCCACCCAUUCUCUGUCUACGUACUUUUCUCCUCGUUGUUCUCUUCGUUCUCGUCCUGCCGUUGCUGUUCGCUUUCACUUACCUCUUGCUCGUCGCUUUGAACUCUUGGACCCGUUCUAUCGUCUGUACAUAUGAAACAUUCUCUACUGCUGAUCUGAAUAUCGUGUAUACAAUACUAGCUGCUGCCUUCCAUUGAACGCUUAUGAUAAGAAUAACAUUCUGCAGUCG